AUGGAAGAAGGCAGAAUCUGGUCCGUCGGCGUCCUCGAAGGCGCCCAGAACCAAAACUCCCCCUCCGAGCUCGAAAAACUCUUCUACGAAUUCCUCCAGGGCUUCCGUAUCGACGGCAACUGGAUAUACCGCGAUGCCCUCAGAUCCGCCCUCUUGCUCAAGCAUCACACCCUGGAGGUCGAUCUGCGCGAUCUGGUGGCGUGGAAUGAGGAGAUGGCCCAAAAGGUGCAGGAGCAGCCGGGCGAGAUGAUUCCCCUGCUGGAAGCGGCCUUGCUGAGAUAUGCGCGUGAUCUGGUGCGGCCUACCAGCGAGGCUGACCGUGAACGCGAGCGAGAACGAGUCCGGAAUGGCCAGCCCAGUCUGGCAGCCGAGGAAGUUCCUGAUAUGCAGGUCACUGUCAGAUCGGGCAUGAACCUCUUGCAGUUCCGAAACCUCAACGCCAACACCCUCACAACCCUCGUCCGAUUGCCCGGUAUCGUGAUCAACGCCUCGCAACUGUCAUCACGAGCGACCGAACUCGCUUUGCAAUGUAAAUCGUGUCGGAGCGUCAAGCACGUCAAGGUGUCUGGAGCUAUCGGCGGUGAACGCUCAGCUCUUCCCCGACGAUGUGAUGCCGAACCGGUCGACGGUCAGCGCAAAGACUGCCCUGUCGACCCAUUCGUCAUCCUCCACGACCGAUGCCGCUUUGUCGACCAGCAAUCUAUCAAGCUCCAGGAAGCGCCCGAUAUGGUGCCCGUCGGUGAACUGCCGCGACACAUGAUGCUCCAUGCCGAACGAUACUUGACGGGUCGAGUCGUCCCCGGAUCUAGAAUCAUUGCCACCGGUAUCUACUCUACUUUUGCACCUCAAUCUAGAAGCGAAAAGACCUCUGGCGCUCCUGCGCUCCGACAACCCUAUCUCCGAGUUCUCGGUAUCGAGCUCGAUACCUCCGCCACCAGUACCUCAGGCAGCCGCGUUUUCACUCCCGAAGAAGAGGAAGAGUUCCAGCAACUCGCCCGAAGUGACGCCCUCUACGAACGCUUCGCCAACAGUGUCGCCCCCAGUAUCUUUGGCAACCUCGACAUCAAAAAGGCCGUCACAUGUCUCUUGAUGGGUGGUAGUAAAAAGAUUCUGCCAGACGGCAUGCGUCUCCGUGGAGAUAUCAAUGUGCUCCUGCUUGGUGACCCUGGUACCGCCAAGUCUCAGCUCUUAAAGUUCGUCGAAAAGGUCUCGCCCAUCUCGGUCUACACGUCCGGCAAAGGUUCGUCCGCUGCCGGUCUUACCGCCUCUGUGCAGCGAGACCCCGUCAGCAGAGAAUUUUACCUGGAAGGCGGUGCGAUGGUGCUUGCCGACGGUGGUGUGGUCUGUAUCGACGAGUUUGACAAGAUGCGAGACGAGGACCGAGUGGCCAUCCACGAAGCCAUGGAGCAGCAAACCAUAUCUAUCGCCAAGGCCGGUAUCACCACCAUCCUCAACUCGCGAACGUCUGUGUUGGCUGCUGCCAACCCCGUCUUUGGACGAUAUGACGAUAUGAAGUCGCCUGGAGAGAAUAUUGAUUUCCAGACCACCAUCUUGUCGCGAUUCGACAUGAUCUUUAUCGUCAAGGAUGAGCACAAUGAGCAGAGAGAUAGGACAAUCGCCAAGCAUGUCAUGAACAUUCACAUGAACAGGCAGUCGGAGAAUGAGGCGGUGGGAGAGAUUGAUAUCGAAAAGAUGAAGCGUUAUGUCGCGUACAGCAAGUCUCGAUGUGCCCCUACAUUGAGUAACGAAGCCGCCGAAAUGCUCUCGUCGCAUUUCGUCAGUCUCCGUAAGGAAGUUGCCCAGGUUGAGCGGGACAAUGAUGAACGAAGCUCCAUCCCCAUCACUGUUCGUCAACUGGAAGCCAUCAUUCGAAUCUCCGAAUCCGUCGCCAAGAUCACCCUCUCCCCCCGCGUUCUCCCCCACCACGUCGAAGAGUCCAUCCGUCUCUUCAAGUACUCCACCAUGCACGCCGUCUCCGUCGGCUCUGGCAUCGAGGGUCUUUCGAGGACCGAGCUCAACGACGAGAUUGACAGAAUUGAAAAGGAGUUGAAGAGGAGGCUGCCAAUCGGAUACUCGACAAGUUAUCAGAGUUUGGUGAGAGAGUUUGUGACGGGACAAGGAUAUACACAGCAUGCUUUGGAAAGGUGCCUGUAUAUCCUUGAGAAGCGAGAGGUGGUCAAGUAUACUGGAAUGAGAAGAGUCAUCCAGCGGAUCGGCGUAUAG
Molecule: messenger RNA, 2223 nt
Organism: Cryptococcus wingfieldii CBS 7118
Lineage: Eukaryota; Fungi; Basidiomycota; Tremellomycetes; Tremellales; Cryptococcaceae
Product: minichromosome maintenance protein 5 (cell division control protein 46)
Exons: 8
Coding region: 1-2223 (740 amino acids)
Biological process (GO): double-strand break repair via break-induced replication; DNA replication initiation; DNA replication
Cellular component (GO): nucleus; MCM complex
Molecular function (GO): ATP binding; DNA replication origin binding; single-stranded DNA binding
Source: RefSeq, a predicted model, not a curated record